Molecule: messenger RNA, 1566 nt
Organism: Botrytis byssoidea
Lineage: Eukaryota; Fungi; Ascomycota; Leotiomycetes; Helotiales; Sclerotiniaceae
Exons: 3
Coding region: 1-1566 (521 amino acids)
Source: RefSeq, a predicted model, not a curated record
AUGGAGAAAGAAGCUGCGCAUGCGCAUUCCCCAGAGGUUGCCUCCGUUCAAGAUAAUGUCGAUUUCCGCACCAAUACUCCUACGACCGCCGUCGAUCAGCAUGGAUGGAAGUAUAAGCAUCGUCGAUUCCUUGGCAUGACCUUUUGGUAUGCAUCUCCUCGAGUUCAACUUACCAUGGUUGCAUUCGUCUGCUUCCUCUGUCCUGGUAUGUUUAAUGCGCUUGGUGGUCUUGGUGGUGGUGGAAAAGCAGAUCCAACUCUUGCAGAUCAUAUGAACACCGCUCUCUACUCCACCUUUGCAGUCUUCGCUUUCUUCGGUGGAACAUUCGUCAACAAAUUGGGUAUCAAGACUUGUUUGGCCUUUGGUGGUAUCGGAUAUUGUAUUUAUGCAAUUUCUCUCCUCGCCUCGGUUCACGCAAAUGUGGGUGGCUUUAACAUCUUCGCCGGUGCACUUCUUGGUGUUUGUGCUGGUCUAUUGUGGACUGCGCAAGGAACCAUCAUGGUUUCAUAUCCAUAUGAAGGUGACAAGGGAAAAUACUUUGGUGUUUUCUGGGCAGUUUUUAACUUUGGUGCUGUUCUUGGUGCUUUGAUCCCACUUGGUCAAAAUAUCAAUGUCAAGACCAACAGUACUGUCACUGAUGGAACUUACAUCGCGUUCAUCAUUCUCAUGUUCGCCGGUGCUGUUCUAGCUCUCUUUUUAUGUAACGCCGAUGACAUUGUUCGACCUGAUGGUACCAAAGUUGUUCUCAUGAAACAUCCAUCCUGGAAAUCCGAAUUCAUCGGUCUUUAUGACACCAUUGUUCAAGAACCAUUCAUCAUCCUCCUCUUCCCCAUGUUCUGGGCUUCCAAUUGGUUUUACACUUAUCAACAAAAUGGAAUCAACGCCGCUGUUUUCAACACCCGUACUCGUGCUCUCAACAACGUUUUGUACUGGACUGCACAAAUUUUCGGUGCCAUCAUCUUCGGUUUCGGCCUCGAUGCCGGUAACUUCCGUCGUUCGGUUCGUGCCAAGUCCGCUCUCGCUCUCCUUUUCUCCAUCACCAUGAUUACUUGGGGUGGUGGAUAUGCUUUCGAAAAAACCUAUACCCGUGAGAGCACCAACUCAGCUACCGGAGACUAUGUUCCAAUCGACUGGACUGAUGGUGGUAAAAAAUACAUUGGUCCUAUGUUCCUCUACAUCUUCUAUGGAUUCUUCGACUCCGCAUGGCAAGGAUCGGUUUACUGGUUCAUGGGUGCCCUUUCUAACUCUGGUCGUAAAUCUGCCAAUUAUGUCGGUUUUUACAAGGGUAUUCAAUCAGCUGGCGGUGCUGUCAUGUGGGCAUUGGAUGCGAAGAAACUUUCCUACCAUGAUGAAUUCAUCAGCAAUUGGGUUAUCCUCUCCGUCUCUUGCGUCAUCGCUGCUCCUGUCAUCUUUUUGAGAAUCAAGGACACCGUUACCGUCGAAGAAGAUUUACAAGGUACCGAUGAAACACUCGCAGAUGUGGUUCCGGAAGGUCAUGAGGAGAAGUUGGGUGGUGGUCAUGAAUUGAAUACUCAUGGACCCAUUUCUCGUUCCGAUAAUGUUUAG